Homalodisca vitripennis (glassy-winged sharpshooter) is the source of this 1694-nucleotide messenger RNA. Its product is annotated as reticulocalbin-2. Gene Ontology annotation, cellular component: endoplasmic reticulum. The record is from RefSeq and is a predicted model, not a curated record. Gene Ontology annotation, molecular function: calcium ion binding. The coding region runs from base 169 to 1176 and encodes 335 amino acids. Lineage: Eukaryota; Metazoa; Arthropoda; Insecta; Hemiptera; Cicadellidae. The transcript has 6 exons.
ACGUGAGUGAGAGAGUGGCAGUGGGGGGCUGGCUGGCUGCUGGUUAGUGAAUUGGAGUUAGAUUUGUGAAUAAAGGAGUUUGGAUUUAUUGAAUUGUGUUAGAUGAAUUUUGAAUAAAAAUAAUCAGUACUCUCAGUGUGUUAGUGUAUCUCUUGUUUCAUCAACGAAAUGGUUAAUAUUCAAAUAUCUUUAAAGAAAACUGUGUUGGCGAUUGUUUUUAUUAGUCAACUCACUUUUGAGGUUACACCUGCUUCUCCAGCUCAUAUUCAUUCACACCACUUGAACAAAGAACGAGAAGAAGAUGGUUCAUUUGUAUCCAGGGAUCAUAAUCAUAUUACUAAUGGAGAACAUCGCACAGAAUUUGACCAUGAAGCCAUUCUUGGAAGUGUAAAAGAUGCUGAGGAGUUUGAUCAUCUGUCUCCUGAAGAAUCGAAAAGGAGACUAAAAAUACUGUUGUUGAAAAUGGACAUGAAUAAGGACUCUAUUAUUGAUCGUAAGGAACUUCAUGCUUGGAUACUACGUUCUUUCAGAAUGCUGUCUGAAGAAGAAUCAGCCGAGAGGUUUGAAGACGCUGAUGAAAAUGAAGAUGGAAAGGUGACUUGGGAUGAAUACAAAGCUGAUUCUUACGGUAUGGACGGAAGCGAGGAGGAAAACAUAAUUCAGUCUAGCGAGGAAGAAUCGUUAAUAAAAACGGACAGGAUAAUGUUCGAUGCAGCGGAUCUCAACAAAGAUGGCGUGCUGGAUAAACAGGAAUUUGUUUGGUUCACCCAUCCGGAGGAGCAUCCCGAGAUGUUGCCUUUCAUCCUACAAAACACUUUGGACGACAAGGAUACAGACAAGAAUGGUGUCAUUGACUUCCAAGAAUUUUUAGGAGAACGUGCCAAAAGUCACAGUAAAGAGUGGCUGCUUGCAGAAAAGGAGAAGUUUGACAGUGAAUACGAUAAGGAUAAGGAUGGGAUUCUGAAUGCCUCAGAGAUACUUUCUUGGGUUGUGCCUAGCAAUGAAGAGAUCGCAGAAGAAGAAGUAAAUCACCUCUUUGCAGCCUCCGAUGAUGACCACGACAAUAUACUGACUUUUGACGAGAUCCUCGACAAACAUGAAAUAUUUGUAGGCAGUGAGGCGACAGACUAUGGGGAACAUCUGCACAACAUUCACUACUUUCAAGAUGAGCUGUAAAAUACGCUACGUUUUAUAACACUAUACCUUACCCACCAGUCUUCGUAUAAGUUUAUUACAUCGGAGAGUUAAUCUCGUUUUAGCUUACGUAACGUUUUAUGAAAAAAAUGUUGUUUCCAAUAAUACUUGGUAUUUAAUUUGUACCAAUUGAACUAUAUUGUAAUCUUAUUGUGUUCCUAGCUGAAGAAAAACUGGACAAGUUGUAAAAUUACCUCUGUGGUAAUUUCUGAUUACAUGAAGCCACAUUUUGUAAGCAUUGUUCAUUACAAAAUCACAAAAUUAUUGUGUUCAUUAGUAAUUAUAAUAAUUUAUUUGUAUACAAUAUUUGUAUAAAUCUUAAAAUAUUUACUUCAAUUGUGCCCACCAUAAAAGAUGUUUUGCUUAUCCCUCUACUAGUUCUACAGUUUGUCUCUGGAAAAGACAAUUAAAUCUUGUAUUAAUUUCCUUGAUUAAUAACAAGGAGUACUCAAAGUUAAAAUCGUUUUGGUUCAAUAAAAUGUUGCCCUUGAAUUUUUUCA